UUGUCCCACUGGGCUGCUCUAAAGUUGAUGACAUUAUUGAUUGGCGCUGACGAAGGUCGCUCGAUCGUAUGUGGCCAAGAGCAAGGAGCGCGAGGUUAACAAGUGUUGGACUUCGCGUCUUCGAUGCCGGUGGCGCGCGCCACACGUGCAAAGAGCUCUCUCCACCUGGGUCCACUUGGCUCACAUCACCUCCCUUGUCUUAGCACCAAUCGACACAUCUGAUUUUGGCUGGCCGAGCGGGAAACAAGCAAGCAAGGCGGCCCGGCCAUGGACACAGUCGAAGGCGACCGGUUCGUCGCCGACUGCGCCAAGCACAUUCGAGCCAAUGAGGCGAGGCUGAGCGAUGCGGCGCGCACCUCGCAGUCACUAGCAGCAUGGGCCAAUCCGAUUGCAUGGAUCGGCCUAGGGCAGACGGCACCGGAACAGGGAACAGGCAAGGGCAAGGGCCCAAGUGCAGUUUCAGCCAUGGCUCAGCGACCACCGAUGCCGCUCAAGCUGACGUCGCAUCACAUCUACUACCUCCUGAUUCGCUUCGAGGGCCUCCAUCUCAGCGUGGGCCAGCUCGACGUCCGGAUCCCCUCGGCCUCGCGGCCAUCGUCGUACUUUGCCUUUGUCUCGAGCUCAGCCGCUGGCGGAGGCAUGCGCGCAAAGGACACGAGCGAUACCAUGAGUAUCAGCAGCCUCCGCAGCACCGUGUCUGCCUUUGGCUCGAUGAGCCUGGGCGCAGCCUCUGGCACCUUCUUUGGCGCAGAGAAGCCCAACCCUGUGAGGGAUGUAAAGUACAUCUAUUCUGCCCUGACGAAAAUACCCGCGCUUCGGAUAGGACCGUCGCCAUUGAAGCUCAUCAAAGACUUCGAAGACUGCCCCGGAGACAAGUCGGUACCUCUCGAGGUCUUCAAGAACGUCCAAGUCCUUGAAAUGGAAGACGUCGAUCCCCGCACCUUUUUGGGGUGGGACAGGCUGAGCUUCCAGCUGCGCAGCCUGUCGAUCAAGCGCAGUGGACUCGAGGAUGUGACCGAUAUCCUCGUCGAUGCCGUGCUCAACGACUGCAAGCGACGAAGGGGCGAGAAGGUGCAGCAUCGUGUGAGGAUAGUACACUCGCCAAACGACAACGAUGUUGACGAAGUGGAGACGGACCCCUCGUCUUCAGCUUCCUCAUCUCCAUCGCCAAGAGACGAAGAUCAGGCUGCGCCGCCUCCAUUACCAAGCCUGUCCUGGCACUUUCUUCGCCACCUCUGCCUCGCCGAAAACAGCCUGACGUUUGUCCACAUGGCACCCCUGCACGCGCUCGAGUCGCUCACCUCGCUCGACCUGUCGAACAACUUGCUAAAUGCCGUCCCGCCGGCUCUGUCGCUGCUGCCGAAUCUGAGGAGUCUCAACGUGUCCAACAACCUCAUCGAUUCGGUCCUGGGCAUCCCCACGGCUCUUCCUGCCAUUGAAGCGCUGAACCUGUCGCACAAUCGGCUCGAGAGCCUAUGCGGCCUUGAGCGUCUCUCGACACUGAAGCGCAUCGACCUUCGCAACAACGAGGUCUACGAUGCGGGCGAAGUAGGCAGGCUGGCCACGCUCGAAGGCGUCCGAGAAGUAUAUGUGGCGCAGAAUCCGCUGCAGGAGGAGUACGACGACGCGCGGCUCGAGGUCUUUGUCGAAUUUGCUAGGGAGGGGCUCGUCGAUGUUCACGAGGUCAAGCUGGACGGCGAGGUGCCGGGCUACUUUGAGCGGCAGAGGAUCGCGGAGAGGGUGCCGAGGAUGCGGCGGCACACGAGGGAGGAGACGCCUUCUGCCGAGGAGGCUCGCGAGCCAGAGGAGCAGGCGAGCGCGCAGCGCCAGGCGGCCGACGAGGAGGCCGAGGCGGUCAACAACAAGGCGACUGUCAAGGCCGUCAAGCACCGGCCUCAGGCCUCGCACACCCACCGUGUGACGUCUGCCUCGGCGUCUUCAGCCUCUGCUGCCCACGCUGGUCCGUCCAGAUCGCGCCUCGACGCUGCCGGUCAAAGGCAGAGGGGUCAAUUAGACGGGCAACAACGCGACUCGUCCAUUGAUGCAAGGAGGAGGAACCGAAGGGUGGUGGAGCUCAAUAGCAAUAGCAACAGCAGCAGCAGCAUCCCAGGCGGAGAGGGCAAGGUCAAGGACGACGGUGCUGCAGAGCUCAGCGACUCGGACGCCAUCAAGAAGGCAGCGCUGCAGGGAGAUACGAACUUGGCGCUGGGUUGGGUCCCUUCUUCGGAGCUGACGAGAGGAGGCAGCGGCAGCAGCAAUGGUGGCAGACCUCGGUCGAUUGUCGUUGGUCCUGCGAAGGCUUCGGCAGCGCUCGGUGAAGGUGCCCAAGGCUCGUCGUUGAAGAAGCAAGAGGGGGGAGGAGAGGCUGAGGCGAGGUUAGGGAAGGAGAAGGCGACGAAGCGAGCUAAUGCUGACGCCAUCAAGGCCCGGAGGAAGGAUCCGGUGGCCGCUGCCGGUGCCAGCGGAGAAGGGACGGGCGGUGACAGCAGCGCCACCAAGGGUAGCAGUGUCCGCACGCAGGCAAACGGCGGCAACAACAACAACAACAACAACGACCUGCGCAGGCGCAUCGAGGCGCUCAAGGGCGAAGUCGGAGAUGACUGGCUGAGGCUGUUGAGCCGAGGCGAGAGCGUGUAUGUUGCCAACGAGCCAGCAAAAGAGGAGGAGGAUGAGGAUGACCCAGAGCAGAAGGGUGCCGGAGCAGAGAACAUGAAGGAGGUUCACUAGCAUACAGGACAGUGAAAUGACGAUACCCAGACUAGACAAUAUCUGUUUUGAGGAUG
This is a messenger RNA of Acaromyces ingoldii, 2783 nucleotides long. RefSeq lists its product as hypothetical. Gene Ontology annotation, molecular function: protein kinase binding. Gene Ontology annotation, cellular component: cytoplasm. Bases 268 to 2727 code for a protein of 819 amino acids. Lineage: Eukaryota; Fungi; Basidiomycota; Exobasidiomycetes; Exobasidiales; Cryptobasidiaceae. The record is from RefSeq and is a predicted model, not a curated record. The transcript is spliced from 2 exons.